This is a messenger RNA of Python bivittatus (Burmese python), 3070 nucleotides long. It is a transcript of the gene LARS2, whose product is annotated as leucyl-tRNA synthetase 2, mitochondrial. The record is from RefSeq and is a predicted model, not a curated record. Lineage: Eukaryota; Metazoa; Chordata; Lepidosauria; Squamata; Pythonidae. Gene Ontology annotation, biological process: mitochondrial translation; leucyl-tRNA aminoacylation. Gene Ontology annotation, cellular component: mitochondrion. Gene Ontology annotation, molecular function: leucine-tRNA ligase activity; aminoacyl-tRNA deacylase activity; ATP binding.
GCCGAGGACGUUGCUUCUCUUCCCCUGCUUGCGACACGCGUUUUUUUCCUCCCCCAGGGUCAGCCGCUCAGUCUGCACAUGUAUCAAUCCUUCUCCGCUUCGUGGACUGCCAACUUACUCUGCGGAGAAUGUGGUUUCCUUGCAAUAAGCUCUUUGUGUUCCCAUCAUGUUGGAGAAGACAACUGAGUGGAGUGUUAGACUCAAUUAAAUGGCAGAAGAGGCGAAUCCCAAGAUGCAGCAGAACUAUUUUUAGUGAAACAGGAAAGUGGGAACAAAAUUAUACAGCGGAGACCAGGAAGAAAGUUGAAAACUGGUGGCGUUCAAGAAUAAAGCAAUCGUUCAGCAAAAUCACAGAAACAGAUAAAUCAAAGCCAAAGUAUUAUAUCCUGUCAAUGUUUCCAUAUCCUUCUGGAAAGCUUCACAUGGGCCAUGUUCGAGUAUAUACCAUAAGUGACACGGUAGCACGGUUUCAAAACAUGAGAGGAUUGCAGGUGAUAAAUCCAAUGGGAUGGGAUGCAUUUGGAUUACCAGCAGAGAAUGCAGCAGUUGAGCAUGGAUUUCAUCCUGCAGAGUGGACCCAAAGUAAUAUUCAACACAUGCGAGAGCAGCUUGAUGUAAUAGGCUUGUCUUUUAGCUGGGAUCGGGAAAUAAUUACUUGCUCUCCUGAGUACUACAAGUGGACACAGUAUCUUUUUAUUAAACUUUAUGAAGCUGGUUUAGUCUAUCAGAAUGAAGCAACGGUGAAUUGGGACCCAGUGGAUCAGACUGUCCUUGCUAAUGAACAAGUUGAUGAAAAUGGCUGUUCAUGGCGUUCAGGAGCAAAGGUGGAAAAAAAAUACCUCAAACAGUGGUUCAUUAAGACAACUGCUUAUGCAAAGGCCCUGCUUGAUGGCUUGUCAGAUCUCCCCAAAUGGUAUGGAAUAAAGGAAAUGCAAGCUAAUUGGCUUGGGGAUUGCACUGGAUGCUAUUUUGAGUUUAUGUUAAAAAUUAAUAACAAGCCAACAGGAGAACGAAUAGUAGCAUAUGCCUUGGCACCUGAAGCUAUAUAUGGUUCAUCCCAUUUGUAUAUCUUACCUAACCAUAGAUUGUUAUGUGGAAAUAGCCAUCUGAAAGAAAUCUUCCAGAAGGAGUUCGUUCAAGGAAAAGACUCUCUUACCUCAGUGACUGCUAUGAAUUUACUCAUCAAUCAGGAAAUUCCUGUAGUCAUCUCUGCAAAAUCAGAGUUUGAAGGCUGCCUUGAUUUUAAAAUAGGAAUCCCUUGCAUUAGUCCUGAUGAUGCUGAAGUUGCUAAAAAAUUGGGUCUUGCUUUUGAUGAAGUAAUUGAAACAUUUCCAGAUGGCUCAGAGAGACUGAUAAACUCUGGAGAGUUUACAGGUAUGACUAGAGAAGAGGCAUUAAACGCCAUCACUCAGCAAGCCAAAAAUAAAGGCGUAGGAGGAUACCUAACAAGUAGUAAAUUAAAAGAUUGGCUGAUCUCACGACAGCGUUACUGGGGAACCCCGAUUCCCAUCAUUCAUUGUCAGAAUUGUGGCACUGUUCCUGUACUUUAUGAGGACUUACCUGUGCAAUUGCCCAAUAUUACUUCCUUUAAAGAAAAAGGUGUCUCACCUUUACUUUCCACUUCACACUGGGUUAAUUGCACAUGUCCAAGAUGCAAGAAGCCUGCAAGGAGAGAGACUGACACAAUGGAUACAUUUGUUGAUUCAGCUUGGUAUUAUUUAAGAUACACUGAUCCUCAUAAUACUGAGAGGCCUUUUGACAAAGAUUUGGCUGAUUACUGGAUGCCUGUAGAUCUGUACAUUGGAGGAAAGGAGCACGCAGUCUUGCAUUUGUAUUUUGCCAGGUUUUUCAGUCAUUUUUGCCAUGAUCAGAAUAUGACUAAACACAAAGAGCCUUUUCAUAAGCUUUUAGUUCAAGGCCUAAUCAAGAAUCAAACAUUCAAACUACCAAAAACUGGCAAGUAUUUGAAAAGAGAAGAAAUUGAUUUUUCUGGUUCUGAACCCAUUCAUGCAAAAACCAAAGAGAAACUGCAGGUGAUGUGGGAAAAAAUGAGCAAAUCGAAGUACAAUGGAAUAGAACCUGAAGAUAUAAUCCAGAAGUAUGGAAUUGAUACAGUCCGGCUAUACAUCCUGUUUACUGCCCCUCCAGAGCAAGACAUCUUGUGGGAAGCAAAGACUGAUGCAAUCCCUGGAGUGCUACGAUGGCAAACUCGCAUCUGGCACCUAGCAACUAAAUUUAUAGAAGCCAGAAAUUCUGGUCCUCUGCCCAGUCCUCACUUACUUAACCAGAAAGAUAAAUUGAAUGCCAAACACAUCUGGAAGCAGAAGAACUUCACUGUCUCUGAGGUAACAGAAUACUUCCUGGAGGAUUAUUUAUUUAAUGGUAUAAUUUCUCGGCUGAUGAGCCUCAGUAACAUUUUGUUGCAAGCCUCUGAACAGCUUGUUUUCCACAGUGCAGAAUUUGAAGAUGCUCUGGCAACUCUCCUUGUUAUGCUUGCCCCAUUAGCACCGCACCUGACUUCAGAGAUAUGGAAAGGUCUGUCACAUGUUCCAAACAAACUCUGUACUCAUCACCACUGGGACAUGGAUGUACUGCAGCAGCCUUGGCCUACUGUAGACCCAGAAUAUUUUCAGCUGCCAGACAUAGUGGAAGUGUCAGUCCUGGUCAAUAAUAAACUCUGUGGUAAAGUUAAAGUACCCCAGCAAGUAUCCCGAGAUGCAGAAGUAGUUUGUGAACUGGUUGUUCAAAGUGAACUGGGGAGUGAAUACCUUCAAGGAAGAACAAUUACAAAGUUCUUCUUGUCUCCUCGAACCGCUCUUAUCAACUUCCUCAUCCAGGACUAACAAGCAGAGAUAUUUUCUUAGAAUUGCAUGUGUAACUGUGGCAGAAUUCAAUAAAAGACAUCUUUAUUUCAGUGAAGAUCAAAAAAGGGGACCCGAUGACCUCAUUCAACAGCUUCAAGAGUUAAUCAUUUCUCUUUGUAGUCUCUGUGGAUCACACAUAAUCUUGUAUUGCAGAAAUUUAUUCCUGAUUACAAUAUAAAAGCAAAUCAUGGAGGCCAAAGUUAAAA